AUGGACCUGCCGGCAAUCACCCCGGUCACUCCGGUUGCUCCAGCGCUGGGGCAGGCUCGAAGCUCUCGGCUUCGCUCUGCUUUCUCCGAACGCCUACGACCUCGGCCGUCAGGAAGGAUAUCGGCCAGUGGUGUCGGCCUUUGGCAAGCCGGCGCCCUCAGCGCGGCCUUGGCGGGUGUCCGGAAAGUCCGUGUCUCGCGCGGGCGGAGGUUGCGUGCUCAAAGACAAGUGUUGAAGGCAGUGAGCCUUGAUGAGGGAGUUGAGGUGGCGGCUGCAAAGGUAGACGCCCUGAAGUCCUUGAUCUCCAAGGUCCUUGAGGUGAAGUCUAUGCCUCAACAGUUGGAGCCUUUCCUUCGAGUUCUUCAGGCUAGCGGAUACGACAUCUUAGACAAGGAUGAAUGGAGGAAGAUUGGGGGCGACCUUCACCCUUUCCUCCUGCCGGUGGCGACGAAAGGGACUUUUGAUGAUGAUUUGGAGGUCCUUGCCCUUCUGAUCCGCGCGCCAAAUGGCAAACAGCUGAGACCCGACGAGUGGCAGGUCGUGACACAGCAGCCGCGCAAGACCAAAGUGGUGAAGCUGAUGGCGGAUGAUAUUUCGAGGUACAUCGUGAAGCGAGCCGAAGAAGCUACCUUCCGGAAGGAGAAGCAGGAUAUGCCCAUCAUCGAAGCCACCAAAGACCUGUAUGAGGUGCGUUUCCAGGGGCAGGACCAAACUGCCUUGGACAAGUGGUUGCUCCUAGAGGUGGGAGCUUUUCCGGACGUCUACAAAAACCUGGCCAUGGAACACAUCACCAGUGGCGAUGCCAUGACCGGACUGGUCAUCGCAGAUACCAUGCGAGAGACCUUUGGCUACACUUGGGCUUUUCCACAUGCGUAUGUGAGCACUCUGCUGAACACCUAUUUUGACGGCAAAAAGGAGAUGGAAGAUCGACAUAUUGAGGGCAAUCACUGCGCUCAGCAAUGCUUCACUGCGGGGUACCCUCUCUGGACCUUGGAGGAUGACACCGAUGAGACCUUAAACAAAUUGCUUGGCUAUGCGCAAAUGCCGCAGCCCGGGGCCUUGAUCCUGAGAAUCGGGGCAUCUCAUAAGAGUCACGAGAAAAAGGUUCUUGUGAGUCUCGGGAAUACCAGGAACGCUCCAUUGUCGCCCAGCUCGCCGUCGAACCCUUCGAACCAGUCGUCACCCAAAUCACCGAACCCGAGGAACCGGGUGAAGGUGGCACAUCUGGGCGAUGAGAUAGAUCAUGGCGAUCGAAGGCAUGGGUCGAAGAGAACCCCACGGUCCAAGGAGUCUCCAGGGGGAAUGCCGCUGAGUCCACAUCGACUGGCAAUUGAUAGCGCGCUGCAGUGCAUGCAGAGUAGGAAGUCGCAACUGGAUGUUCGAAAUGUGGAGCGACCCAGCAAGUGGAAUCUCGCGCGACUCGCAUUGGCAGGUCCGCAAAGCGAUGAAGAUGGAAAUCUGACAGAAGUCCAAAAGCUUUUGAGACGCGUGAAAGGUGAAUACACCACAGUGACUCAAAAGGAGGAUGUUUUAGAGACCAUCAUGAACGCUACGGCCCACGCCAGCUUCGAGUGCCUAGGACGCUUCGAAAUGGAACCCUCGUGCGCCGAUCUGCCGUCGAUCUGGGGUUCGAUCUGUCUUUGGUUUUCUGUUGCUGUGGCAGUUAACCCGCCUUUGGGUACGCAUCAGCUGUUGGAGUAUGACGUGGAUCUGGAAGCCAGUCCACUGGAGCGUUACGCCAACGUCUACUUCGAUUUCCUGCAGCGCCGCGGUGAACGCGGCCUGAAAGCGUUCCAAGAAACCUAUCAGGCGUGGCAUGCUCGGCUACGCUCGGCUUUGCCAGAGAUCUUUGGUGCGAACGAGACGCAGAAGCAGCAGAGAUGGUGGGAGGCGUUGCGCAGGGGGCACCCCGUGGCCGCCGCCGAGCUGUAUGGCCUGUCACAGCGGCUCGGAAGCGACGUGGCAGGCGACGUGGCAGCGCUGGCCACUGCGGUGUCCCUCUACCCGCUGCUGAUCAUUUCGCCCAAGGUGAGGCAAUGCCAAGGGGGGCCAAGGUUUUUCGGUGAGGAAAUGCCAAAAAAUGUCCCGGACAUCCACUACUGGGAGCAACUCCAAUGA
This is a messenger RNA of Cladocopium goreaui, 2118 nucleotides long. The record is from the annotation of a GenBank genome assembly. NCBI's taxonomy places the organism in Eukaryota, Dinophyceae, Suessiales, Symbiodiniaceae.